This is a messenger RNA of Trypanosoma rangeli, 1995 nucleotides long. RefSeq names its product acetyltransferase-like protein. Gene Ontology annotation, molecular function: acyltransferase activity, transferring groups other than amino-acyl groups; iron-sulfur cluster binding. Gene Ontology annotation, cellular component: cytoplasm; elongator holoenzyme complex; nucleus. Gene Ontology annotation, biological process: tRNA wobble base 5-methoxycarbonylmethyl-2-thiouridinylation. The transcript has a single exon. The record is from RefSeq and is a predicted model, not a curated record. The coding region runs from base 1 to 1995 and encodes 664 amino acids. Lineage: Eukaryota; Euglenozoa; Kinetoplastea; Trypanosomatida; Trypanosomatidae.
AUGGCAUCUAAACGUCCUAGAGAGCAGGGAACUACGAUGGAGGGCAGUAACGAAGAAACACUGCAGAAGAAAGAACAGCCUCAGGAGGUGGCACCGCAACCCAACCUGCACCAAUCGCUGAAGGAGGCACGAUUUGCUGGACGGUCCAUGGGGGCAACGUUUCAUCAUCAGUUAGGACCUUACGAGGCCCCGGAUGAGGCAGCGGAUGUUGAGGAUUUGGUUCAGGGGCACGAGGACUUUGGCGACCUGCCGGAGGAGCGUCGCCGUGCGCUGUUGGAGUCCGUGCGGGUACUGGCGCAGAAGGUGGCGGCUGCCAAAAACAGGAACCAGCUGGAACACCUGCGCGUUAAGGCGUCCCGUCUUUUUGGUUUUAAAGACACCGCGCGGAAGUCGGAGCUGACUGCGGCGUAUCGGCAGUUAGUGCGGGCCGGUGAAUUGCAGGAGUCACCGGUGAUGGAGGAGCUUCUGGUGCGUAAGCGCGGCAAGUCGCAUAGUGGUGUGCUUGUGGUGACAGUCUUUAUGGGACCGGGACAGUUUUCAUGCCCAAAGGAUUGCCACUACUGUCCUAACCAACCAGGCAUCGCACGCUCGUACUUGCUGAAGGAGCCAGGCGUACUGCGUGGGUACCGCAAUGGCUGGGACCCUAUCUCGCAGUUCUAUGAUCGGGCGAGCGCGCUGGAAAACAACGGUCACGUGGUGGACAAGAUUGAACUUAUUAUUCUUGGCGGGACAUUUUCCUUCUACCCGAAGAAGUACGCUGAGGAGUUUAUGGCUGGCUCUUUUUACGCUGCCAACACAUACUACGACGCUGCACCACUGCGGCCUAUGCAGAGCCUACAGGAGGAAAUCACACUGAACGAGGAGGCCCGAUGCCGCGUCAUUGGUGUGACGGUUGAGACGCGCCCGGAUUACAUCAACACGUCCGAGCUGCGGCGCUUCCGUUUGCUUGGCGUCACCCGCGUACAGCUUGGGGUGCAGCACCUUGACGAUGACAUUCUCAAAGUUGUUAACCGUGACUGCCCGACUGCCAAAACCAUUGUGGCGAUCAAGCGGCUGCUCGACGCAGGGUUUAAGGUGGAUGCCCAUUGGAUGCCAGAUCUGCCAGGAAGCAGCUACGCCAAGGACCGUGAGAUGUUUGAGUACCUUUUCUCUUCUGACAACAAGAGCUUUCAAGUGGAUCAGUGGAAGGUCUACCCCACGGCGACAGUGCCGUAUACCAAGAUUGAGGAGUGGUACCGUAAAGGUCUCUACAAGCCCUAUGCAGAGAUGGACGGCGGUGCCUGGAUGGUGAAACUCCUUGUGUACAUCAUGGAGCAGUGCCCGUACCGCAUUCGUCUAAAUCGUAUUGUUCGUGACAUCCCCACAACGUACAUCAUGGGGGGAGAGCGGCGGUGCAAUCUGCGGCAGGUGAUUGAGGCGGAGAUGAAGGAAAAGGGAAUUUGCUGCAAGGAUAUCCGUGAACGUGAAUGCAAAGGGAGGCCUGUCGAUCGCGAGCACACAAAACUUUUCGUGGAUGAAUUUUGCGCAAGCGAGGGGACGGAGUUUUACAUCUCGGUGGAAAAUCCGGAGCGGACGACGCUGUAUGGGCAUCUGCGGCUGCGGCUGCGUGACAACAGCGGGGCAGAUAAUUCCCUGUUCAAGGCGCUGGAGGACUGUGCGCUCAUUCGCGAGUUGCACACGUACGGUCGGCUGGUGGCAGUGUCCCGGCCUAAUUCCGGGAACGAGGCGCAGCACAUGGGCGUGGGCACGCAAUUGAUGAGGGAGGCAGAGCGCAUUGCCGCGGCGCACGGAUUUGGCAGUAUGGCGGUGAUUGCAGGUGUCGGUGUACGACGGUACUACGGGAAACUGGGGUACCACCUGGAGGACACCUACAUGGUGAAGCGUCUCGAGGUGAAUGGCACGAACGCCAUCACGGAGGAGCAGGUGGUGCAGGACGACGACAAUGAUAACACCGGCUUUUUAUCAAAACUGAAGGACCUUAUUUUUGGGAAGUAA